CUUUUAUCGGUUCAUCGUUACUUCUCGUUACAUUUCAGACAGAAGGAAGGAGAGGGGUAGAAAGAUGGAGGCAGAAUGGAAAUGUUGGCUCGAGAAGCAAACCCAUGUCUCUCUGAAGCGAGUACAACAUGUGGUGCAGAGUUGUUGGUGCUAACCCUCAGCCACACACCCGCGCUGGUCUAUUACUAAUAACAGAGAGCAUUGAUUUUCCACCCAUUGACCACCAACCUUUGAAACCACAUUGGCGAGGAUUCAAACAAACAAACAGAAUGGCAUCCCAAGGCUGUAUUGAUCUCAUCAAAUAUUUCCUAUUCCUUUUCAAUCUCCUUUUUGCUUGUGUGGGCGCCCUCCUUCUGUCACUUGGGAUAUGGAUAGUCCUUGCUGAGACAAGCUUCUUCAUGCCUGCCCCUCCCUAUAUGUCUUUUCCUGUCUUCUCCUAUUUUCUGGUCAUUGGUGGAAGUGCUACGAUGUCGUUGGGCUUCAUUGGGUGUCUGGGUGCAUUGAAGGAGGUGAAAUGCAUGUUAGGAAUGUAUUUCUUCCUGCUCUCCAUCCUUCUUGCUGCUCAGAUUGUGGGAGCGGUUCUGCUCUUCACUCAGUGGACUUCAUUUGAAAGCAAAGUCGAAGAGCAUGUCCUUCAUCUCAUUGAAUCAUUCGGCAAGAAUGAAUCCAACUAUCUGAACUUUGAGAAGACUCUGGACUACGUUCAGCAGGAGAUUCAUUGUUGUGGAUGGACAGGACCAAAUAUCUGGGUGGAGGCACCCUGCUCCUGUUACCACCCCAUCAAUAACACCCAGAAUGCCUCCAAUUCUUAUGAAAUGUGUGACUGCAAUGACAUCCGGCCUUUUUCAAAUUACACAACGUGUGACAUCUAUCAAAAAGGGUGCAGAGAGAGUAUUAGAGAGUGGUUGGACGAGAAUAUGCUCAUUAUUUUUGCCGUGCUACUUGCUGUGAUGGCGGUGGAGCUAUGUGGUAUGACCCUUUCGAUGUGUCUGUAUAGAUGGACCAGCCUGGAUUACAGCAUGCUGAUGCAAUACUCAAAGUAGGACAGAGUGCUGCAUAAACAUCUGAUAUAAUUGGUGUUUCUAUGUUUAUAAAGCAAAAUAAAAAAUAGAUAGUUGCAUUAUUCAUUGUUAAAAUUUGAGUGUACUUAAUCGAUUGCUUUGAUAUAACUCCUUCAUUCUUGCUAAUUUCUUCAUUCUUCAUCACUUUAUUUUUUGUAUUGAUACAUUACAUUGCUGUGUCUAUUACUACUAUUUCAUAACCAUAAGUGCUUCAAGACAAGCAAGUACGCACAUUUACUUCGGUUAAUGUGCUUUUGUAGUUUAUAGCUAAA
Messenger RNA from Oncorhynchus mykiss (rainbow trout), 1333 nucleotides. The record is from RefSeq and is a predicted model, not a curated record. NCBI's taxonomy places the organism in Eukaryota, Metazoa, Chordata, Actinopteri, Salmoniformes, Salmonidae.